UACAUCCAGAGGAAAUGACAAACCAGAGGCGCUCCGCGGGCCACCUUGUCAAAUAACAACAGUAAUCAUGAGCUUUAGAUCGAGCCGCUCACCCGAACGGGACAUGUGAACGAGUCAACGAGCCGUCCGCCCGUCAUUUGGUUUAUCGGCCUCAAAACUUGGGAGUUGACUCGCUGAAUGGACGUGGAUGGACUGGAGUGACUUCCACUUAUACCGGACUGAGCGAGGGAGCGAAAGAAACAUCUACAUGUUCAAGUUUCCUGCUCAGACCACAGGGGCAUUGGUGCGCGUGUGUGUUGGAUGUGCGUGAGUGUGUGUGGAGGUGUGUGUUGGGUUGCGCUCGCAGGAGCGGCGGUGGUGGUGGCCGCGGGAAACGAAGUUGGACGCAGUGAUUUUUGACUUCUUUUUUUCCUCACUCCUCUCUAUCGUGCUGUUGUCAUGUCACAACAAGGGACAGGUGGAUUAACGUUUCCCUGAUGAAAAUUAAUCGUCUGUGCAGAGGCUCGGUGAUCGUGACUGUAAUGAUGAUGUCGAGUAAGAGCGUGGGGUGGCUGCAGGACGAGCUGGAGUCCGGGGCCAGCUCUCUGCUGCUGCUGGACUGCAGAUCCCAUGAGUUGUUCGAGUCCUCGCACAUCGAGUCGGCCAUCAACCUGGCCAUCCCGGGCCUCAUGCUGCGGAGGCUCAAGAAGGGCAACCUACCCAUCCGAUCUAUCAUUCCUAACAACGAGGACAAGGAGAAAUUUGUCAAGAGGUGCAAGACGGACGUGGUGCUUCUGUACGACGAGGCGACGUCGGAGCGGCAGGAGUCCGUGAUGGGGUGCUCCGUGAUGGGGCUGCUCCUGCAGAAGCUCCGGGACGACGGGUGCAAGGCUUUCUUUUUGGAAGGAGGUUUCAACAAGUUCCAGUCAGAGUAUCCCGAUCAUUGCGAGACCAAUCUGGACUGUUCAUUUCCCAGCAGUUCUCCACCAACCUCUGUCCUCGGACUGGGAGGGCUCCGCAUCAGCUCAGACUGCUCAGAUGGAGAGUCCGACCGCGAGCCGGGAAGCGCCACUGAAUCGGAGGGCAGCCCACUCCCCAACAACCAGUCAGCGUUCCCCGUCCAGAUUCUGCCAUACCUUUACCUGGGCUGUGCCAAAGACUCUACAAACCUUGAUGUGCUCAGCAAGCACAACAUCAAAUACAUCCUCAACGUGACGCCCAACCUGCCCAACAUGUUUGAGCACGAGGGAGACUUCAAGUACAAACAGAUUCCCAUCUCUGAUCACUGGAGCCAAAAUCUUUCACAGUUUUUCCCCGAGGCCAUUUCAUUUAUCGACGAGGCUCGCUCCAAAAAGUGUGGCAUCCUGGUGCACUGUCUGGCCGGGAUCAGCCGUUCGGUCACCGUCACCGUGGCCUACCUGAUGCAGAAGCUCAACCUUUCGCUCAACGACGCUUACGACUUCGUCAAGCGGAAGAAGUCCAACAUUUCCCCAAACUUCAACUUCAUGGGCCAGCUUCUGGACUUUGAGCGGACGCUGGGCCUCAACAGCCCCUGCGACAACCAUGCGGCGUCCCCGCCACACGACCAGCUCUUCUUCACCACCCCGACCAAUCACAACGUGUUUCAGCUGGACACUCUGGAGUCCACUUGAAAAUGAACAUUCGAUAACUGUCCUCUCUUCUUUCAAGAGGUGGGAGGGGUUAUAAGAUGGUGUGGUUACCAUGGUAACAAGUGGCUGCACUGGAUGAGAGCAGCCGGUUUUAUUGAAUGUUUCGGCCUCCCGGGGCUUCUCGCCUAAGAGCCUGGCCAUGGCCCAGGAAUGGAGCGACAGGAGGGGUAAUGGAAGCCACUCCUAAGGAGAAUAACGAGGAUUUUCUUUUAACCCAGAGAGGGGAACUGUGAGUUCAUGACUGAGUUGUUCUCUGUGUUGAUUGAAUUCAAAGAUAAAAAAAAAAGUCCCGAUCAGCUUGUCUUGCCACAAAGAGCACGGGUGACUGAGUUGGCAGGGUGAGACACCGAGCGGCCGCAUCCGAAGCGACCGCUUCAAAGAUGGGAACAUGUAGGCGACCGAGUCUCGGCUCAGGAGCUGAGCCCACUGUUGUUAGGGCAGAGGUACUCGAUGGAAGUCUGACUCUACUGAAUGUAGAGCUUUUAAAAACCAAGGAAUUAACACACACACACACACACACACACACACAACUAAACCAAGUAUAUAUGUUUGUGCUGUAUGUAUGUUAACGUACAUAGCAUAGCAUGUAUGAGAAGUCCUUAAAAUCAGUUUGUCUAUACACAUUUUUGUAUAUUUUUAUGUACAUUUACACACAGAUCUAUACCAUAUAUAUAUAUAUAUAUAUAUAUAUAUAUAUAUAUAUAUAUAUAUACUCAUAUCUUCGUCCAAAAACAAAAUAAUUCAAUCUUUUAAAUAUUUAAGAGGUUGUAAGACUAAAGAAAAGGAAUGGUUGGUUUUUAUUUUUACUUUUUAUUAUUGAUUUUUUUUAUGACAAUGCAGUUUGCACAGUGGUGAAGCCAUCGAAUUGCUGGCACUUGAAGCUAGAGCUGGAAGCGGACAGAUAAAGAGACAUUCAGACAGCAGGAGUGAGCAGAGGAGCAGCCAUUCCCAAGCUGCGACGAGUCCUGACAGCUGCACAGCGAUGUGUGUAUGGUGGGGGGGCAGGAACUGAGCUCAGGGCAGGUCCGGAUUCAAACAGGCAGAGAGGAGUCAGCCCUGCAGGUAGGACUUGUUGUAGAGGAUGGAUCCAUUCCUCCCACAGCUCCCAGUUCCUCUUGUUCUCUCCUCAUCACUGUUCAUUCAGCUGCCAAAGAAGAAGAACCAGUUGUUGCCACCAGCUGUUUGUUUAGCUCCCCAAAAAAGAACUCUCUGUAUUAUUACAGUUAUCACAGUUUUCUGCCAGCUCUGACUUUCUUUUUUUUUUUUUUAAAGAUAGCUUCAUCGAGAGAAGAGAGAGUUACUUUCAUAUCUUUAAAGCACUUAUUUUAGAGCCAAUUGCCAACAGGAAACCAGAACAGGAGGCUGUGGGUGUAAAAGCUGGUGUUCGUGUUGGGAUCCUGGGUUCGGCCUCGUCCACAGACCCACGUCGACUGAUUCAUGUCCCAUACCAGCAAGAGAUGGCUCUUUGUCCGGAUCACCCGUUUUAUCAAAGAAGGUUUUGCCUCAAAGCUUUGGCAGGAUUGAAUAGAUCAAUUAGUAAACAAAAGGAAUUCAUAUCGUCAACAUAAUGGUAUUAUUUCUUACACCUGAGCAUGCUGUGGAGCUGUAGGCUCUGACCAUAGAUAGAAUCACAAGUGGAAUGUUGCUUUACCAUGUCGGACUGCAAACAAACAGACCUGCUUUUUGAAUUUAUCUGCUAAACUUCUGUUGCUAAUGAUAACCACCGCCGUCCGUAUAGUUGGCGCAUUUUCUGAGUUUUCGCCCACAUCUGCCCUUCAAGAAGCAGACUAACUAGGGAUGGAUAUGUUGCUGUGAUUCGAAGAGAAACUCUAAAAACGUGAUUAAGUUCAGCACUUCUGCAGCAUUUUUAAUGAACAGAACUCCACACUAAUUAGACACAUAGGGUAACAUCUGCUGGUGCUUUGAGCAUCCUGAUAGAAACUCAAAUGUACCUCAUGUCACUCUGUUUUCAGAUUGGAUGUAAUUGAGACCUUUUGAAAAACAAGCAUGUUUGCUUUCCUGUUGAGACCUAAAUACAGAAAAACCAACAAAGUUUCUUAGACUUUUUAAUUUUAUAGGAUUAAAUCUGAGGCAAAGAUUUUACAAUAACAUUCAUUAUUGAUGUUUUAUUUUGGUUGAUUUUAGGAAUAGGGUUGGUUUUUCAAGACCCUAUAGGACAUCACACGAGAUCCAACGUUUACAAUUAACUGGAAAAAGGUGCAUCUGUGGACAAAGUGAACAGACACUACCAUCUGGGGGUUUGGAGCUUUGCAGCAGUGGAAUCUGUUGGUUUUAGCUGGCCUUAAAUAUCCUUUGUAACUUGUUUCAAGCUCUGACUGUUCAAUAAUCUUUAUAUCACUCGUUGGAAAUAUGUUUCUGUUAUUUGAAAAAGAACAUCACUUACGGUAACGGGUCAUACGAGGUCAACUUUGUUACUCUGCAAUAUAUCAGAACACCUUAUUUUGCAGUAUUUUGUACAUCUUAAGACCUCCGUGGUUUUGUUUAUUUUUGUCUUCUUUUGUACAGUAUUUGCUCUAAAUAAUUAUAUUAGAUCCAGCUUGUCUGUGGCUGGUGGACUCAAGUUUUCACCUAAAGCCCAUCAGUCAGAUUUCAGUCAGGCCGUUACACACACACACACACACACACACACACACACACACACACACACAAACACACACAGAGAGAGCUGUGGUUCAGCGUGCUACGCUUUCACAACAGAAGACAUUACCACCUGGCUUAAGUAAUUACAGUAUUCCCUGUCAUGUUUUGAUAUAAUGUGCUCUAUGCUAUUCCUGUGGCCUUUAAUAUGACUAUACUGUAUAUCUCAGUAUAUGCGUUUUAAAUUCAUAUGCAAAGUUCCUCUCCUGUUAUAAAACAGCACGACCAUAUCCAAAUGGACUUUUCUCCUGGAGUCGUAGCCCACUCACAAGAGAAAAAUAAAAAUAUGACGAGGACUUAAUCACUUGUACCCAAGGAAUGAAUAUAGUUCGGGACGCAGCUUUUGCUACUUAAGAAGAAUGCAGUUGAUUUAGAGCUGCUUUCUUGGUGUUUUUUGUCUCUUAACGAUGAAAGAGAAAGUCUUUUUCUCUGUUUGUAAAUUUGCCAGAUCACAGGAAUGGAUGUUUCUGUGUCCUUAAACCUGUAGCCGCAGUACUUCUUAGAAAGAAUGUGCUUGUGAGGGGGAAGGUGUGUUUAAGUGAGGACUGAGGAGUGGUGAUGCGAACGAAAAAAGUGAAUGAGUUUGAAAAAUGUUACCUCAGUGAGGAAAUCUUCAGGGAUUUUUUUUUUGGACAAUGCAUCUUACGUCAUGUUACAGCUUCAAAGUCAUGUUGAGUAGCUGUUUUAUAUCGUGCUGUAAACAGUUUUUAAAAGAUGCAAUAUGUCAGUGUAUAAAGAUAUUGAGGGGUGUGUUGACUGGGCAGUUUCACCUUUCUGUCUGUCGAGAGAAAUAUGAUUGACUUUAUGUAUUGUACAGUGUAUGGAAACGACACAAACAUGUUUGUACCGCAAAUAAAUAUUGAAAUAUUAUUUUUCUUUUAA
Molecule: messenger RNA, 5189 nt
Organism: Nothobranchius furzeri (turquoise killifish)
Lineage: Eukaryota; Metazoa; Chordata; Actinopteri; Cyprinodontiformes; Nothobranchiidae
Gene: dusp7
Product: dual specificity phosphatase 7
Biological process (GO): protein dephosphorylation; negative regulation of MAPK cascade
Cellular component (GO): cytoplasm; cytosol
Molecular function (GO): MAP kinase tyrosine phosphatase activity; MAP kinase tyrosine/serine/threonine phosphatase activity; protein tyrosine/threonine phosphatase activity
Source: RefSeq, a predicted model, not a curated record